Chinchilla lanigera (long-tailed chinchilla) is the source of this 2003-nucleotide messenger RNA. RefSeq names its product KIAA1024-like ortholog (gene Minar2). The record is from RefSeq and is a predicted model, not a curated record. The transcript is spliced from 3 exons. The coding region runs from base 156 to 728 and encodes 190 amino acids. NCBI's taxonomy places the organism in Eukaryota, Metazoa, Chordata, Mammalia, Rodentia, Chinchillidae.
GCUUUGUUCUUGUGAGUUGAUGUGUCAUUUCAAGAACGGACUGGGGGCACCUGGUUUCAGAUGCCAGUUGGAGCAUCCUCAGGCUCAUUAAUAAUGGAGGAGUCUGGCCGGAGCAGCCUUGCUCGCCUUUGUUUCCCCUGGAGAAGACGGGAGACAUGGAUCUUUCUGUUUUGCCCAAUAACAACCAUCCUGACAAAUUCCUGCAGCUUGAUGUGAAGUCUCUAAUGAAGAGCCCGGCCCUGCAGCAGGCCAGUCUUGUGAGACUGCUGGGUGGAAACUACCCUGCUGCACAACACUGGCAAAACCUUGUCUACUCACAGAAAGAAAAGAAGAAUGUCACUGCUCAACGAGUCAAAGGAUCCAGCGGGGUGGUCUCUGUCAUUGCCGAUAGCCCUCCACCAUCCAUGUCCUCAGUUAUGAAAAAUAACCCACUCUAUGGUGACAUAAGUUUGGAAGAAGCUAUGGAAGAAAGAAAAAAAAGUCCUUCCUGGACUAUUGAGGAGUAUGACAAGCAUUCUUUGCACACAAACCUCUCUGGACAUCUAAAGGAAAACCCUAACGACCUACGGUUUUGGUUGGGAGACAUGUACACACCGGGUUUUGACACCUUGUUGAAAAAGAAAAAGAAGCACGACAAGCAAUCAAAAUUAUGUCGUGUAGGUUUGAUUGUUCUCCUUGUUGCCUCCAUCUUGAUAACCAUAGUGACUGUCAGCACUUUAUUCACCUAAAGAAACUGCCACAGAGCCACCUUCCAUUUUUAAACAAGACUCAUAAAUAUGUGCAAAGAAGUCUUCAUGUAGUAUGAAUGUGCCGUUGAUUGUACAAUUAAAGGUCAUUGCUCUGUGGAAUGUGAGCAUCGUUUAUGAUACGCCCCGUUUCGUUCUCUGGAACCUGUGUACAAAUUCCAGCCUGCACUUUUUCCUUUGGGAAGCAAAUCUGAGGAUCACAACCACAGAAAAGCCAUUAUACAAGCAAAGUUAAACAUUCUUAUCGAGGAAAAACCAGCAUCAGUGAUUAUCAGCAGCAAUGUCUCAAUACUGAAACUUUCUUUGCCUUACUUUAAAAAUACCACCAGUUCCUCUUCACCCCUUCCACCUAAGGCACUAUGGAAGACUGACCUGGUCAUUGUUGGACCAAGAACCAGGUAGACAAGCCAAAAGCUUUUAGUUGUGCUGUCAGUUGGUUUGGAGUCAUUCUCUGUCUUAUCUUCCUUUAUUGCUGUAUAAGUCAGCUGGGGGAAAAAAAGUGUUGGGGGAAGAGUUUGCUCAAUUCUAUUCUUAUUUUCUAAGUAUUUUUCGUAAUACACCUAGUGUUCCAUUUAGCAAAACUAAACUUGGACAAGUCAUAGUGCUGUGGUUAAUUAUAUUUUGACCCAAUUGUGCUUAUUAAUUGAUCCAAAUUGUCUAGUGUGACCUCUGAUAGAGGUCAAUAUAUGUCGCCAGCCAUGGUCUAGCUGGAAGGCCCUAGAAAAGCAAAAGACAUUGCCAAAAGAAUGAGUUUGAGCUCUGACCAUGACAUUGUUAAACUAUUGGACCCCAAGCAAUAUAUUUUCUCAGAGAAGGGAUAACACCACCUCCCCAGUGAAGCUGACUAAGGCUAAAUAAGAAACAGAAGUGAGAACAAUGCCAGGCUCCCAGGAUUUAAUUGCUUAGUUAGUGGCAGUUGUUAUUACUGAUUUAUGUCAGCUGAGUGGCAUCCUGGGCUCAUCUUUCCUGGCCUGCAGAUAAUUGGGCACAGGGUUCUGGGUGUAGAUCAUGCAGCUGCUGCUCUCCUGUCCUCCCACAGAAUCCUUCCCUGAGGCCCUCACUGCCGCUCCUUCCUCUUCUUUAGAAGUCACUCUGAAGAUGUCUUGUGCAUGAAACGAAAGAGGGUCUUUCUCCUUUUCCCCUUAGCCUAAAGUAUGCUUUUGUUCCUUGACUUUUCCAUAUUAUUUUGUAUAUUUCUCUUAAUACAUAUUUGAAACCAAGCACAUUAAAGCACAGCUUUCCUGGUCAAUAAAAUCA